Messenger RNA from Pelobates cultripes (western spadefoot toad), 372 nucleotides. The record is from the annotation of a GenBank genome assembly. Lineage: Eukaryota; Metazoa; Chordata; Amphibia; Anura; Pelobatidae.
AUGGCAAAAUACGACAUGUCUCAGCCCAAAGAGGACAUCGGAGAGACAGGUAAAAUCGCAAUUUUUUUCGCCCCAAAAACCAGGCAGAACAAAUUCCUGGUGCUGGCUGAAGAAAGCCAAGAUGGCUCAGAGGAGCCGGAGCUGGAGCCCUUGCGAAGCAUGCAGGCACUAGACCAUCCGGUCACCGAUGGUGUCUUAAAGACUAUGCUGGACGCAAUGUCCGAACAAAGAAGGCAGACCCUACAAUCCUCACUAGGAGAUCUCCGCAAAUAUUUGCAGGAACUAGGGGCCAGAACAGCCACAGUAGAAAACACCAUGGCAGAGUACACUGAGGCCCGUGCUGAUAUGGCUAUAAAAAUGGAUGUAGUAUAA